CCCUUUCCUCUCACAGUCGCAUACCAGAAAUUUGGUUCGAGAAACCAUUAUUCAAUUUCGAAGCAACACUCAACAAAUACCACACAUUCCUCUCUCCAAUUCCUAAUUUACAUUUUCUCUCUCUGGUAGGUUUAGAGAGAGAGAGAAGAAGAAGAAGAAGAGGAAUGAAGCUCUCGGCGUUGCAGCAGAGCUACAUGAAUCGAAGGAACAGCAAUUUGAGAGGAUCGGCACCGUUGGAUUCGUCUGCGGACGGUUCGAUUAGGUCGCCGGCGGCGAUCUUUUGGCUUGUGCUCCAUGGACUUUGUUGCCUCAUCAGUCUCGUCCUUGGAUUUCGUUUUUCUCGUUUGGUUUUCUUCUUUCUCUUUUCUACUCCUUCCUCUACUAAUAAUCUUUAUCCUGUGCCGUUUCGGUCUGCUUCUGAGCUCGGUGGUGGUGGUGGUGGUCCCUUUGACUUGCUCCGUCGUUCGAAUCCUUCCGGUGAUGAAUUCCCGAUGAAUAGGACUGUCCUCACUGGUGGUUCUACUAGCCGUGUGGUGGUUGGCCGCCACGGGAUCCGAAUCAGACCUUGGCCGCAUCCGAAUCCGACUGAGGUCAUGAAGGCGCACCAGAUUAUUGACACGGUUCAGAGGGAGCAGAGGCGUCAAUUUGGAGUCAAGAACCCUAGAACCGUCAUUGUGGUGACUCCCACUUAUGUGAGGACGUUCCAGGCCCUUCACAUGACCGGUCUGAUGCACUCGCUGAUGCUGGUGCCGUACGAAGUCGUUUGGAUCGUGGUGGAGGCUGGUGGAGCUAGCAAUGAGACCGCUUCGAUCCUCGCCAAGUCGGGGCUCCGGACCAUUCACGUUGGAUUCGAGCAGCAGAUGCCGAAUUCUUGGGAGGGUCGUCAUCGAUUGGAGGCUCGGAUGAGGCUUCGUGCAUUGAGAACUAUAAGAGACCAGAAGCUAGAUGGGAUUGUGAUGUUUGCGGAUGACAGUAAUAUGCAUAGUAUGGAACUCUUUGAUGAGAUCCAGAACGUGAAAUGGUUUGGUGCUGUUUCAGUUGGAAUACUUGCUCAUUCAGGUGAUACGGAGUCAGAAGAAUCAUUGGAAUCUACAAAGCAGAAAAAGGAAGAUGAGCAAAACUUGCCAAUGCCUGUUCAGGGUCCUGCUUGUAACUCUUCCAAUAAGUUAAUUGGUUGGCAUACCUUUAAUUCGUUGCCAUAUGCGGGAAAGAAAGCAAUUUACAUUGACGACAAGGCAACGGUGCUUCCCAGGAAGCUUGAGUGGGCUGGAUUUGUGUUGAAUUCCAAGAUGCUUUGGAAGGACGCUGAAGAUAAGCCAGAAUGGGUUAGGGAUCUAGAUACAUUAGAUGGAGUUGGUGAGGAUUUAGAGAGUCCCUUAUUCUUGUUGAAGGAACCUUCCAUGGUGGAGCCGCUUGGAAGCUGUGGACGCCAGGUUUUGCUAUGGUGGCUUCGUGUUGAAGCUCGGUUUGAUAGCAAAUUUCCUUCCAGAUGGAUAAUUGACCCUGCUUUGGAAGUGACUGUACCAUCCAAACGAACACCAUGGCCUGACGCUCCUCCCGAGCUUCCUUCUACUGAAAAUCUUGAUAUGGGGAACCAAGAACACGCAGCGAAGCACUCAUCCUCGACGAAGACUCGAUCGCCCAGAACAAAACGACGUAGUAAGAGAAAGCACGACCCAAGAACAGUAGUAGACUCUACACAAGUAUUUUCAAGACAUAAUAAUGAACAAAACUGAUCAAAUCUACCAUCGUCACACGCCCCCCAAGUUUGUGAAUUUGAGACGUCAAUAUCUUCGACAUUAAAGCAGAGAAGUCCAAGACCUGGUUUAUGUGAUCAGAAGAGUACCCCUUAUCAUAAAUGGCCAAGUCAAUCCAUUUUCACCAAAGUUUCACAUUUUUUGUUCUCCUUUCUUUCUUUUAUAUAUAUAUUUUUUUCGUUGGUUGAUUGAUUUUAUGGCCUCAUGAUGAUGAAGAAGAGAGGCAUUGUGAAUGAAUGAACAAAGUCUUGUUAUUGCUACGUUCUGAUGCCUUGUAGGAAUUUGUAUUCGAAAUCUAUACACAAGGAAAAAACAAAUCUUCUAAGAUAGGAAUUUUUUUAGAGUUUGUGUUCCUUUCUCUUAAACGAAAUGUAAUAAUAAAAGCUCCCCAUCAUUCAUUGGA
Humulus lupulus (European hop) is the source of this 2160-nucleotide messenger RNA. Its product is annotated as probable beta-1,4-xylosyltransferase IRX14H. Gene Ontology annotation, biological process: glucuronoxylan biosynthetic process; plant-type secondary cell wall biogenesis. Gene Ontology annotation, cellular component: Golgi membrane. Lineage: Eukaryota; Viridiplantae; Streptophyta; Magnoliopsida; Rosales; Cannabaceae. Bases 165 to 1736 code for a protein of 523 amino acids. The transcript has 3 exons. Gene Ontology annotation, molecular function: galactosylgalactosylxylosylprotein 3-beta-glucuronosyltransferase activity; xylosyltransferase activity. The record is from RefSeq and is a predicted model, not a curated record.